CUGUCUGUCUGCCUGCCUGUCUGUCUGUCUGCCUGUCUGUCUGUCUGUCUGCGGGCAACCUGAUCGACUUGCAUCACCAACGCCCAUAAAGCAGCAACAUACAGGAAAUAACCGCAGCUGCCAGAACGAGAGCCGCCUUGUACCGUUACAUCCGACCGGCUCGUUGUUCCCGUGCAGCGGUCGUGAUUUUGGAGGGAAGCCUAUUGUGUAGCGUCAUCAGUUAUCGUUCUCUGAUGUAUUACAUCGACUGUAUAAGUUAGCUGAUUUAUUACUGUGUAACGUUAGCUAGCUCGCCCUGAUUUGGACUGAUACGACGUACUUCGACUGUUUGACUCCUGUGUGACGUUAACCGAACAAUGGCAACCCAGAUCGAUAAAGAGGCUUGCAGAGAAGCUUACAACCAGGUCAGGGACGACAACACGGACACCAACUGGACUGUGUUUAAAUAUGAGGGCUCUAUGAUCGUGCCUGCAGGACAAGGGGCUGACUAUGAGGACUUCAAGAGGAUGUGCACAGAUGACGCCCGUCUGUUCGCCUUCGUCCGGAUCACAAUGGGAGACACCAUGAGCAAACGAGCCAAGUUCACUCUCAUCACCUGGAUCGGUGAGAACAUCAGCGGGCUGCAGCGCGCCAAGAUCAGCACCGACAAGGCGCUGGUUAAAGACAUCGUUCAGAACUUUGCCAAGGAGUUCAUGUUUAGUGACCCGAGGGAACUGGACGCAGACAACAUCCGCACAGAGCUGAAGAAGGCUGGGGGAGCCAACUACGACGCUCAGGCAGAGUAGAGAAGUGCCAUGGUUCACUGGAAGGGGGGGGUGGGAUAGGGUAGGGUUGGGUGGGAAUAACCGUGGGGGGGG
This is a messenger RNA of Etheostoma cragini (Arkansas darter), 857 nucleotides long. It is a transcript of the gene cotl1, whose product is annotated as coactosin-like F-actin binding protein 1. The transcript is spliced from 4 exons. The record is from RefSeq and is a predicted model, not a curated record. Gene Ontology annotation, molecular function: actin filament binding. Lineage: Eukaryota; Metazoa; Chordata; Actinopteri; Perciformes; Percidae. Gene Ontology annotation, cellular component: actin filament; cortical actin cytoskeleton; site of polarized growth. Gene Ontology annotation, biological process: regulation of actin filament polymerization. Bases 357 to 785 code for a protein of 142 amino acids.